AUGUUGGAUAGACUAGAAGAAUUCAGAAAGCUUGCAUAAAAAGAGGGUAUAAGUUUGAACUUGAAUGAGUCUUUGAUUGCUGAUGAAGAGAACAAUGAUCGAGAACUUAUAAAUGAUUUUCUUGUCUAUGUAAAGGAAGUUUAAAAGUUGAUAGUCAGCAUGGGAAAGAAAAACAUUGAGUUAAAGGAAAUAGCAGAUUAAUAAAUAAAUGAUAAUAAACAAUCAAACCAAUAAAUGAAGACCGAUUAGAUUAAUGAGAUUGUUCAGGUAAACACAAAAUCUUAGAAAAAGGUUAAAGAAUUAUUGGAUGUAAUGAGUGCUGAUAUACAAGAGUCUGAUAAAAAUUACCCCGAUGAACCAGAAACUAGAGUUAAAAAGACUGUCCAUAGAACUCUCACCUCAAAAUUUAGAGAUGUACUUAGGCAAUCUUAAUAAAUUCAAACUGAAUAUAAAAAUGCAAUGCAAUCUAAGAUUAAAAGACAACUGAGAUUUGCUAAAGCAGAUGCCACUGAGGAAGAAUUAGAGCAAUUGGCUAGAGAUCCUGAGGCAGCGUAAAAACUUAUUAGAGAGAAAGUUAUUGGAACUGCUCAUAGAAAAGUUCUAAAUACUGUUGAUGAUAUCUAAAACAAAUACAGAGAUAUUCUUAGAUUAGAAUAGAGCGUGGAGGAAUUAUUUUAGAUGUUUUAAGAGUUAGCCACACUUAUUUAAGCCUAGGGUGAAAUGCUCGAUAACAUUGAAGCAAACUUGCAAGAUGCCAAUGACUAUAUGGAAAAAGCAGAAGUUCAUUUAUAGAAAGCUAAGAAAUGGCAUGAAAAAGCUAGAACAAAAAUGUGCUGUAUCAUGAUAUGCAUGCUAGUGGUAAUGUGUGUUCUGCUGUUCGGAAUUUUCAAAGUCCAGGGCUGA
Stylonychia lemnae is the source of this 903-nucleotide messenger RNA. Lineage: Eukaryota; Ciliophora; Spirotrichea; Sporadotrichida; Oxytrichidae. The record is from the annotation of a GenBank genome assembly.